Cucurbitaria berberidis CBS 394.84 is the source of this 2343-nucleotide messenger RNA. Its product is annotated as 6-phosphofructo-2-kinase/fructose-2,6-biphosphatase 3. Gene Ontology annotation, cellular component: cytosol. The record is from RefSeq and is a predicted model, not a curated record. Gene Ontology annotation, biological process: fructose metabolic process; fructose 2,6-bisphosphate metabolic process. NCBI's taxonomy places the organism in Eukaryota, Fungi, Ascomycota, Dothideomycetes, Pleosporales, Cucurbitariaceae. Gene Ontology annotation, molecular function: fructose-2,6-bisphosphate 2-phosphatase activity; 6-phosphofructo-2-kinase activity; ATP binding. The transcript is spliced from 4 exons. Bases 324 to 1964 code for a protein of 546 amino acids.
AGAGGCUUGCUUUUUGGGCCUUUUAACCCAAACUCUGCAAAGCACUGCCCCGGGGUGUUUUAUCCUCUUGCAACACUACCCGCCCUGACGAGAAGACGUUGUGCUGUGUUUGUCCCGGACCGCCCGUACUGUACCUGUUCGCUGACAGCGCUCGGCAAACGUACAUCAUCGCCGGAUCCUUGGUUCCAGAACCGUGACGCUCAAACGCAUUUCAGGCUUGCCUUGACAUUUCGUUGCUCUACUACCGUUGUAGUUUUCUUCUUGUUCUCUUCUUUUCCUCUUUGUAUAUUCUACCUAUAGAACGCUAGACAUAGAUCGGUGCAAUGGAUACGCUAUUGACAGCAGAGAUCUACGCAAACUCGCCCCGCUUCCGGCGGCGGUCGAGCACUUUUGUCGAUGCAAUCCACGAUCUACCCGAGAGGGAGGAGAUGGCGCCCGCUCAGUUGUACAGUACUGAGUCUGGGCGCCUCUUCCACUCUGGACGCAUCGUCAUUGCUACUGUUGGUCUACCAGCUCGGGGCAAGACGCACACAUCCGUUGCCGUAGCUCGCUACCUGCGAUGGCUUGGUGUCAAGACUCACGUGUUUCAUCUCGGCGAUUACCGUCGCGCUACGCUUGGCCCUGGCAAAGAUGUCCCAGACGACUACUUCUUCUUGAACGCCUCUCCCCAGUCUGUCUUGUUGCGAAACAAGAUAUUGAAGAAAUGCCGCGAAGACAUCUACCAUUUUCUGGAGCACGACAAGGGGCAAGUGGCCAUCUACGACGCUGUGAAUGCCAUCACCCAAGGUCGAAGGUCACUGGCCAAGGAGUUUGCGAAGAACGGCAUCCAGACCGUCUUCAUCGAAUCGCACUGCACAGAUGAGCGUAUUAUCCAGGAGAACGUUCGUCGCGUCAAAAUCUCGUCACCAGACUAUCAAGGCUGGAAGGAUGAAGAUGCGGUUCAGGACUAUCUUGCACGGAUCAAUUCGAGGAUACCGCACUACGAAACCAUGGAAGAGCCGGACCUGCACUGGAUCAAGAUGAUCAAUGCCGGCGAGCGAGUAGUGGUGAACAAUUGCGCGUUUGGAUACCUCUCGCAGCGAAUCGUAUUCUACCUGCUGAACCUGCACAUCAAGUCGCGGCAAACCUACUUUGCCCGUGCUGGUACGACGCGAGAGGAGGACUCGUACAAGGCUGAUGCAUCUCUCUCACCCGAGGGUCAUGAUUAUGCCAAGCAGAUGAGCGAAGUGCUUCUACGGUACCGUGAGCAAGAGAAGCAGAAACUAGUCGAGUCAGGAGCGCCGGACGCUGCCUUGAAACCAUUGACCAUCUGGACCUCGACGCGACGACGUACUGUGCAGACGUCGGAGUACUUGGCGUCGAUGGGGUACCGGGUCAGACAGCGAUCGCAGAUGAGCCAGAUGAAUCCUGGAGUGUGUGAGAAGAUGUCCGAGGCAAAGAUCCGAGAAGAGUUACCAGGCGAAGUCACAAAGCAUGAAGCAGACCCGUACCAUCACCGUUAUCCGCGAGCAGAGUCCUACCACGAUCUCGCAGUCCGCAUGGAACCCAUCAUCCUCGAGCUCGAGCGUGAAGAAAACGACCUCCUCAUCAUCGCCCACGAGUCCGUGCUACGCGUGCUCUACGGCUACCUCAUGGCCUGCAACGCAGCCGACAUUCCCAAACUCGAGUUCCCCCGGGACGAAAUCAUCGAAAUCAUCCCCUCGUCGUACAACAACGUAGCCAAACGCAUCAAAAUCCCCAACCUGCCAGACUCGAUGGUCCCCGGCAGUCCGCAAGACAUCAAAAUGCCCGUCCCGCCCAGCGGCGCAGUGAGUCCCUUUUCCGGCGUCGGCACCCCUCAGACGGGUGGCUCGUCGGGGGCCGCGACACCCCAACAUUCUACUACUGCUACUACUGCUGCUGCUUCUGCUGCUACUCCCCAGCCGCUGAAUCUCAAGAAGACGCAUAUUAACCCGUCUGACUGAUCAGGGCCAGGUGCGUGUGCGCUAUCGCUGUCGCUAUGGCGAGACGUGGGAUAACGAGCGGGCGAGUCAGCAGACGGAGUGGGAUUCGGGCUUGGACGAUUGACGGUUCUUGAUGUUGGGGACGACAUGAUGGCAUGGUGCUUUCUAUGAUGAGCAUGUUCACUUUCGCUUUCGCUUUCACUUUCGUACACGACGGGAUGAGAUGGCUGGGUUCGGUGGGUGGGGGUUUUCUUCUUAGUGUGCUACAGCAUGGGCGUUAUGGAGUAGACUUGGAGAGCAUGGCGGCGGGCUAUGUAUGAUAUUGCUAUACACAUGAUAUCCUGCUUGAUCUCUUGUUCAUCAUAUUCUAGUUUCGUCCAUAAUCUUUCUAGCAUGGCAU